This is a messenger RNA of Varroa destructor (honeybee mite), 5375 nucleotides long. RefSeq names its product 5-oxoprolinase. Lineage: Eukaryota; Metazoa; Arthropoda; Arachnida; Mesostigmata; Varroidae. Gene Ontology annotation, biological process: glutathione metabolic process. Gene Ontology annotation, molecular function: 5-oxoprolinase (ATP-hydrolyzing) activity. The record is from RefSeq and is a predicted model, not a curated record. Gene Ontology annotation, cellular component: cytosol.
CCGAGUAAUGGACCAUACGGCCACACAAGUCACAAUUUAUCUUGCUGUAAUGUAUCAUAAAGAAGAAUGAUUUCGGCGACGUAAACCAUCUGUUAUGGUUGCAAAAAGUAACGAUAAAAAUAUUUCUAAGUAAUAUAUUCUAGGAUACAUUUGCACAUGGAAAAAAUUAAUUAAAAUAUGGUAAUUGGAAAUUUCUUUCUAGACAAAUUUAUCAAUAUCUACAUUGAAAUUUAUUACUACAUAUAACUACAGACAUGUACAAAUAGUGUAGACUAUUAUGGAAGGAUUUCUUUUGUAGACUGCUUUAUCAGAUAACUAGUCAGUGAAAUAUUUACAAAUAUUACUCAACAUACAUGAUAGCGACUUAUCUGUAACAGCAUGUGAAAUAGAAAGAAAUAACCGCACGUGCAGUAAAAUCCUUAGGCGGCCUAAACCUAUAAGAUGCGCACGAAAGGUUCCUAUCUAUAUGAGACCCGUAUCAGUCUCAAGAUAACUGUACCUUUGUGUAGCGUCUAGACCAGAAUAUCCAUUAGAUAUACCAUAUCUAAAAUGUACACCAAUCUAGUGUCGACGCUUAACAAAUUGUUAAUCAUAAUUUUGCAUUCUCUGAACUGUUAGAUAUAUAUAUAUAUAUAUGUAUAAUAUAUAUAUAUGUAUAAUAUUUCAAUUGAAACAGUUAUUAUCUAAAUAAGUCAACAGUCGGAAGGUGAAAUAGGACAAAGUCCGGUCGUCGUGUUAAGAUCAAAGCCUUCCGCCAUUGGAAAGAGCAAAAUGGUUGCUUGUCAGAUGUUGACUGCACAGCUGACAGUCAGCUAUUCCCGCCGCCUCUCUGAGCUGGCGUCUGAGCUCAGUCUCCAUAGCAACUGUGUCAGAAAUUCGAUAAAUGCUAACAAUCGCUUAACUAGGCAUCAAGCAGUGAGAUGACAAAAGGCUCGACUAUCCAUUGAGCUGGUUACACUGUAAGGACACUAAUCUGUUGAAGAAACAUCUCAGUUAUUAGCGUCGGUGAAGAGCGCCUUAUAAAUGGAUCCCGCUUGGAUGAUGUGGUGUUUCAAUAUGCUUGCGUUAUUGUUGGACCUGUCGUCGUAGAAAGUGUAGCGUUAUCGUUGGAGGCGCUGGAGCAAUCGAGAGUCGACUAGUCUUUUGAUGAUUUCAGUAUGGCCACUGCUUGGCUUCACAGGCCACUCUUGAACGAAAGGCAGCUCAGAAGCCCCUUAGCACUCUCCACAUUUUAUUUCCCACGAUUUUAGACACUGUUGGGCCAGAAAAAAACCUGUAAUAGGAAGACUGGUAGCAUGAGGAGACGCUGUAGCUAAUCCAAGCAACGGUUCGUGUGCAUAGGCAAAUUGCAGGGCUAGUUGUGUGAGUGGCACAUAUUAGACUGGUUUUUAAUUUUUUUAAUUUUUAAUUUUUCGGCGUACAGUGAGAAGAGCUCGGAGAAAUGUUUCAGUUUGCAAUCGAUCGUGGGGGCACGUUCACUGAUGUAUGUGCUCGAUGCCCUAAUGGGAAAAUUCGUGUCCUAAAGCUACUAUCCGAAGAUCCUUCUAACUACGCGGAUGCCCCGACUGAGGGAAUUCGACGAAUCUUAAGCGACGAAGGCUGUCACACGUUACCUUCUCGAGAACCGAUCAAUGCUGCCAACAUCGAAUGGAUUCGAAUGGGGACUACAGUUGCUACAAAUGCCCUUCUCGAACGAAAAGGUGAACGUAUGGCACUGGCAACAACAGCCGGAUUUCGGGAUCUGUUGUUUAUUGGUAAUCAAGCGAGGCCGAACAUAUUCGAUCUUCAAGUGCGAUGUCCCGACGUGCUCUACGAAGAUGUUGUUGAGGUCAACGAGCGGGUUGUCCUGAAAAAUGAACGUUGUCAAAUGAACUGGAGAGGGAUCGAAAGUCGCAAUGGUAUCACCGGAGAACAGGUGUUAGUUAUGAAACCUCUAGAUGAAAUCCAACUCCGUCAGGAUUUAUUGAUCGUAAAAGGUAAAGGUAUCUCAAGUUUAGCCGUAGUGCUACUUCAUUCGUUCGCAUUUCCAGAUCAUGAGCAGCGUGUAAAACAAAUCGCUGAAGAAGUUGGUUUCAUGCACGUCUCAGUUUCAUCCGAGGUCAUGCCGAUGGUGCGGGCAGUGCCCCGCGGCUUUACGGCAGCGCUUGAUGCAUACCUCACACCGUGUAUCACGAAGUACCUCAAGGGUUUCUGUCGCGGGUUCGAUGAAAGUCUCACGCAGAAUAAAGUGCUGUUUAUGCAAUCAAACGGUGGACUUACUCGAAUGGAUCGUUUCUGUGGUUCCCGCUCCAUCCUGUCUGGUCCUGCAGGUGGCGUUGUUGGUUACGCUCGAACAACCGCCUCAACGCCAGUUAUCGGCUUUGACAUGGGCGGAACAUCGACCGACGUAAGUCGAUACGACGGUACGUUUGAUUUCACAUACGAAUCAACGAUCUCAGGGGUAGUGGUCCAGUCACCCCAGUUGGAUAUCCAUACGGUGGCAGCAGGUGGUGGUUCGAUGUUAUUUUUUCGAGCUGGCCUCUUUGUCACGGGCCCAGAAUCUGCCGGUGCUCACCCUGGUCCUGUUUGCUACAAAAAAGGUGGCCCGUUAACAGUUACAGACGCGAACUUGUGCCUUGGACGAAUUUUGCCGGAAUAUUUCCCAACAAUUUUUGGCCAAAGUGAGAACGAACCACUGGAUAAAGAGAGAUCAAUGCUGGCUAUGGAGAAACUUACUGGCGAGGUAAAUACAUUUUUAAAAUCAUCUGGACAAAAACCGAUGUGUGUACAGGAGAUAGCUCUCGGCUUCAUUAAAGUUGCAAACGAGACAAUGUGUCGAGCGAUUCGAUCGAUAACGCAAUCAAAGGGUUUUGAACCGAAGAAACACGUCCUGGCAUGUUUCGGGGGCGCGGGAGGCCAACAUGCCUGCGCUGUUGCCAAAAAUCUCUCCAUUUCUAAAAUUUUUAUUCACCGAUAUUCGGGCAUCUUGUCCGCAUAUGGACUUGCGUUGGCUGACGUCAUUCAGGAACGUCAGCUUCCCACGGCUGUCGCGUAUACGCCAGAGUCGUUCAUAGAGAUCGAAUCAAAAGUUGAGCAAUUGCUUCAAGAAUGCGAUAAGCCUCUUCUCGACGACGGAUUCCGUAAAGACCGUAUCAGACACGAGGUUUACCUUAACAUGCGUUAUGAGAAGACCGAUUGUGCCUUGAUGUGCCAGGCCAUGACUGUAAAUAAGCCAGAUAAACAAUUUACGAAGUACGGCGAUUUUCUGACAUGCUUUCACAAUAGAUACGAAGCUGAAUUCGGUUUCGUUUUGCCCGAUCGGCAGGUCAUAGUCGACGAUAUCCGGGUCAGAGCAAUUGGGAUGUCUGAUUUUUACGUAGAUAGUCCAUCGCACGUGCCAAAAAAGGUUGUGCCUACACCUGAAAAAAAAAUGUCAUGCUUCUUUGAAGAAGGUUUCCUAGAUACUUCUAUAUUCGUUUUGGAAAAACUCGCGCCCGGCUCAGUGAUCACAGGACCUGCGAUCAUUAUCGACAAAAUUGGAACCAUUAUUGUGGAGCCAAACUGCGAGGCGAGAAUCACAGCUCAAGGCGAUGUUGAGAUCUUUAUUGAGUACACAACAUCUUCUCGUAAACAGUUAACUGCAACGUUGGACAAUAUCCAGUUGUCAAUCUUUUCUCACCGGUUUAUGAGCAUCGCAGAACAGAUGGGCAAAGUUUUGCAACGGACAUCGAUUUCGACUAACAUUAAGGAGCGGUUAGAUUUUUCUUGUGCGCUUUUUGGUCCUGACGGUGGAUUGGUGUCCAAUGCUCCACAUAUACCUGUACAUCUUGGAGCUAUGCAGGUGGCGGUACAGUUCCAACUUGAAGCACUUAGGGGUGAUCUGCACCCAGGCGAUGUGAUUCUCACAAAUCAUCCAAAAGCAGGGGGCAGCCAUUUGCCUGACUUAACAGUUAUAACGCCGGUGUUCUUUAAGGACCGACUGAAACCUGUGUUUUUCGUUGCAAAUCGAGGCCACCACGCAGAUAUUGGUGGGAUCACGCCAGGCUCUAUGCCCACAACUUCGCAAAAUCUCGAUCAAGAGGGUGCAAUUUUUGUUAGCUUCAAGAUUGUCGAUCGUGGCGUAUUUCAAGAGAAGGCACUCAUCGAUAAGCUCAUGGCGCCGGCGCGUGUAGAGAACUCGUCGGGAGCACGAAACGUGCGCGAGAAUAUUGCAGACUUGCAAGCGCAAAUAGCAGCCAAUAAUAAGGGAAUCGGCCUCGUGAAGGGACUUAUAGAAGAAUUUGGUCUUGAUGGUGUACAAGCUUACAUGCAUCACAUUCAAGAGAACGCUGAGCUCGCUGUUACUACGCUUUUGAAAGAUAUCGGAAAGCGUUUAGGAGGCAAAGGCCAAACCAAGGUCUGCUUGUCUGCUGUUGACUCUAUGGAUGAUGGCAGCGAAAUUAAGCUGAAGGUGGAAAUUGAUUGUUUGACCGGAAAGGCUGUGUUUGAUUUCACCGGCACCGCCAUUGAGGUCUAUAGUAACUAUAACGCGCCGUUUGCCGUUACACACUCGGCUAUUAUUUACUGCCUUCGAUCCAUGGUAGGUCACGAUAUACCGUUGAAUCAGGGUUGUCUAUCCUCAAUUAUGAUCAUCAUUCCGCCACGAUCUCUACUGCGUCCGUCAGAUGAAGCAGCUGUUGUAGGUGGAAAUGUACUCACAUCUCAACGGUUGUGCGAUGUCAUUCUGAAGGCAUUUGAAGUCUGUGCCGCCUCGCAGGGCUGCAUGAACAAUGUUACAUUUGGCGACGAAACGUGUGGAUAUUACGAGACUAUUGGCGGAGGUACUGGAGCCGGCCCAAAUUGGAAUGGUCGUUCUGCAGUACAUUCGCAUAUGACGAAUACCCGAAUUACCGAUGUUGAAAUUCUCGAACGGAGAUACCCUGUUAUAGUGAAUCGUUUCCACGUCAGAAACAACACUGGCGGAGCAGGUCGCCACUGUGGUGGCAACGGUAUCGUUCGAGAGUUGAUGUUCCGUAAGAACUUCACCUUGUCAGUGCUAACUGAACGCAGAGUGUUUGCCCCUUACGGCAUGGAAGGUGGACGGGAUGGAAUCAAGGGUCGAAACACCCUUAUCAUGGCUAACGGUCGUGAGGUAAACCUUGGUUCGAAAAACACACUUUACGUAAAAUGCAAUGAUAUUCUUCGCGUGGAAACUCCCGGUGGAGGAGGUUACGGAAAUCCGUCUGAUUGCAUACCUUCGGAUACUGAAGGCCUAUGUUAAUACAGACCUAAUGUAAAGGCUGCUUUCUACCAGAGAGUACAAAAUCACAGAGCUUAUUGUUAAAUGGCCACAGGUAUAAGUUAAAAUAUAUGAUUGAGCAUUGAAUAAACUCAUAGCGUUGCAGAGUAAGUUGUUA